GCCCCGGGGUAAGCUCGCGCCGCCGCGUCAGCUCAGCGCUGGGUCUCUCGGUCCCGCAGCCGUGAGGAGGACGGUCUGCAUACUCGCUGCCCGCCGGCUCCCUCCCCCGCGUCCCUGCGACCGCCGCGGCGAAGAUGAUUUUCAGUUCACCCACUAGAGGCAAAGACGUAAGAGAGCUACCAGCGUAUUGAGAGGAGAUACACAGGCACUACGAGAAUGGAGUUUAGAAGAAGGUCAGAGCCCUGGGCAGUGUUGGGCCAGGCUUUAGGGCCUCAGGAGUGCAAGUAGCUGAUGAAGUAUGUCGCAUUUUUUAUGACAUGAAAGUUCGUAAAUGCUCCACACCAGAAGAAAUCAAGAAAAGAAAGAAGGCUGUCAUUUUUUGUCUCAGUGCAGACAAAAAGUGCAUCAUUGUAGAAGAAGGCAAAGAGAUCUUGGUUGGAGAUGUUGGUGUAACCAUAACUGAUCCUUUCAAGCAUUUUGUGGGAAUGCUUCCUGAAAAAGAUUGUCGCUAUGCUUUGUAUGAUGCAAGCUUUGAAACAAAAGAAUCCAGAAAAGAAGAGUUGAUGUUUUUUUUGUGGGCACCAGAACUAGCACCUCUGAAAAGUAAAAUGAUCUAUGCAAGCUCCAAGGAUGCAAUUAAAAAGAAAUUUCAAGGCAUAAAACAUGAAUGUCAAGCAAAUGGACCAGAAGAUCUCAAUCGGGCUUGUAUUGCUGAAAAGUUAGGUGGAUCCUUAAUUGUAGCCUUUGAAGGAUGCCCUGUGUAGAUUAUUCAGUGCCACAAAUUGAAAGCUUCCAUGUUUAAUGUUAUCCUCUUGCUAUAUAAAUAAAGCAAAUAUAUUUAGGCCAGGGUCUCACUGAGGGGGAGCUGUCUUGUCAUCUUUUAGAGUAAACUAUUCUAUAAACAUAUGCAAACAGCCCUAAAUAAAUCUAAAGUCUAAAGUUUUAUUGAUGUGAAAUUAAAUUCUUAUUGGCCAAAUGCCUGUUUUGAUGAGUUGAUUUAUAAAGAUUUUUGUUAAGCUCAGGAUUUUAAAUUACACAGUUCACAAACAGUAAAGGCCAUGUGAAGAGAAUUAUUACAUCUUUAUUAACCUCAGCAUUUACUUUGUUUCUUUUGCUUAGGAAAUUGCUCAUAAUCUGGUUAUAAUUUUGGUCCAAAUUCUUUAUUCUUCCUUGAGCUAAGCAGAAUAAUGGAAUAUAAUAUGUCUUCAUAAUAUAACAACACUAAUACACUAAUAGUAAGAUUAAGUUAGGCAGUCUUCUACCAAAUGUGUAAUGGAGAUUGCCUCAAAAUUGUGUCCACAUAAUCCACGCUCAUCUUGCAAAGCGCUAUUUCAGGCACAUCAUUGGAAUACAGGAAGUAGCCCUGCACCUGCCAGUGAGCUCGCCAUUCACUGAUUGGAAGAGUGACCUGGCAUCUUGGAAAUCAUUGUGUGUCUUCAGGAGAAUGUGCAGUGUCUUGUAACAACUAAUUAUAAUGCAAAUUAGGGCUACAUUGUAAUCUGCUUUGUUAAUGAAAAUGAUAAAACAGAAUAUUGACAAGCUAGGACACCUGUGGUAUCUUUAAUUGUAUCUCCUUCAGAAGUUUGCUUCUUAUGGUAUAAUAAAGUAUGGAAGAAUAUUGAGUAUAUGUUUACUCUGGGCCUGGGAGAACUUAACUUUCUAGAGCAGUUUGUUGACUUGUGUGCAAUGGGGAGAGGUACCAUGAUGACACUCACAGGGAGCCACUGUUCACUGACACUUGGAAGCGGUCAUUGUUAAUAUCACGGGCGUAACACUUUGAACGAUAUAGAGAUGCACAAACAGUUGAACUUAGAAGUAGCAGUAUUGGCUUUAUGUAAUAAAGGAAGCAUUUUUGACUUACCUCUCGUGUAAUUUUCAUGUGUGAAUUGGGAAUACAGGAUUUUGCCUUCCAUAUGGGGUAAGGCAUUGAGGUUUGGGUAUUUCCAAUAAUUAAGAGUUAAGGUUGGCUGAGUGUGGUGGCUCACUCCUGUAAUCCCAGCAUUUUGGGAGGCCGAGGCAAGAGGAUAGUUUGAGGCCAGGAGUUUGACAAUCAGCGUGGGCAACAUAGUGGGAUCUCAUCUACUAAAAAUAAACAAAAUUAGCCGGGUGUGGUGGUGCACGUCAGUAGUCCCAGCUACUUUGGAUGCUGAGGUGGGAGGAUCACUUGAGCCCAGGAGGUGAGCUGAGAUCGUGCCACUGUACUCCAGCCUGGAUGACAGAGCAAGACCUUGUCUCAAAAAAAAAAAAAAAAGUCACAACUCCCUCUGGUGAAUAAGAAAGUUGGUGUAAAAGUUGGGAACGUUUUCAAUGUUUAUUACACUAUAAGUGUAAUAAAUAUUAUACAAAAUUAUAAAUUCACAUUUAAAAUUUAGAAAAUAGAGAAAAGGGAAAUUAUACAUUGUCCUACCACAUGCCAUCACAUGGUUAGCAUUUUGAUACACAGCUGUGCAUUAUUACAUGUCAAAGACUGCAUAUACUAUGGUGGUCCCAUACAAUUAUAAUGUAUUUUCUACUGUAAUUAGAUACACAAAUACCAUUGUGUUACAGUUGCCGACAGUAUUCAGUAUAGUAACGUGCUGUCCAGGUUUGUGGUCUAGGAGUAAUAGGCUCUACCAUACAGCCUAGGUGUGUAGUAGGCUAUGCCACUAGGUUUAAGUGCAGUCUAGGGUGGGGAACAUUUUAAUGUUGAUCCACAUGCCAGGUGUUUGUGAGACAAGAUUAUGCUUUAAUCAAAAUAUUUUGGAAUUGUCUAGAAAAUAGUGCUGGCUGCUUGUCAUUCAUCCUGAAUUGCUUGUUUCUUUACUUUGUAGCAAUGCUUUUAGUGUGGGUUUUGUUUUUUGAGACAGGGUCUCACUCUUUCCCCCAGGCUAGAGUGCAGUGGUGCAAUCAUAACUCACUGCAUCCUUGAACUCUUGGGCUCCAGCAAGCCUCCUGCCUUGGCCUCCUAAAGUGCUGUGAUUACAGGUGUGAGCCACUGUGUCCUGCUAGUGAUUGUGAUUAACAGGCCUCCAGGGAAGUGCCAUAAGCCCAAGACUGCCGUACUCAAAAGUCAGCCAUGUAGGUAAAGCAAGAUAUUUGGUCAAGGAGUUUUAGAAGGAGAUUUUUCCUGUGGUGUUGGCUUAAGUGUGGCACUGUUGUGCGUGUGUGAGGUGUCUUCUGUGGGAAGGAUUUCAAACAGUACAAAGGGAUGUGAUGUAAGCAUCCAGAACUCACUCCAGAAAUUGAAUAAAAUGCUAGUAGUUAGUCUCUAGGGGAACUUUUGAGAAAGUCUCAGUGGAUUCCUGAGGCCCAAGAAUUGUGCUAACAAGCACUCAAGGCGAUUCUGGUACAUAAUUAGGGUUCAGACCUCAGCUGAUUGGUCUACUGUUGGUCAGGAACAAAACUGCAAGUAUACUCUGUUUCCAGAAAAUACGUUUACCUCUUCACAAAUGCUAACACACUGCAAAAAUAUGUUUGUGGAAAGCUGACUUAGUCUCAUCUAGCGGUUACUCUCUUGCCCUGACAAAGCAGCAAAUAAAGCCAUUGCUAACAAUUCAA
Molecule: messenger RNA, 3537 nt
Organism: Homo sapiens (human)
Lineage: Eukaryota; Metazoa; Chordata; Mammalia; Primates; Hominidae
Gene: DSTN
Product: destrin, actin depolymerizing factor
Exons: 5
Coding region: 318-764 (148 amino acids)
Biological process (GO): actin filament depolymerization; actin polymerization or depolymerization
Cellular component (GO): actin cytoskeleton; cytoplasm; presynapse
Molecular function (GO): actin filament binding; actin binding; actin filament severing activity
Source: RefSeq, marked reviewed